Rhipicephalus sanguineus (brown dog tick) is the source of this 1744-nucleotide messenger RNA. Its product is annotated as putative elongator complex protein 1. Gene Ontology annotation, molecular function: tRNA binding. The record is from RefSeq and is a predicted model, not a curated record. Lineage: Eukaryota; Metazoa; Arthropoda; Arachnida; Ixodida; Ixodidae. Gene Ontology annotation, cellular component: cytosol; elongator holoenzyme complex. Gene Ontology annotation, biological process: tRNA wobble base 5-methoxycarbonylmethyl-2-thiouridinylation.
ACACUGUGUAGUGCGUGCAUGCGCCAAUGCGGUUCCGUAUUUGUAUGUGUGGUGUUCUGCUGCAGCGUUAAAUCUUCAAGCGGCGCGUUUUCUGUAACGCGCUCAGAAAAUAUCAGCCAUGCGGAAUCUGCAGCUUCGACAUACUUCAACAAAAAAGCUGUCACUGGCAGGCACAAACAGCCGGAUUUGCUCCGACGCCGACUCCGGAAACGUUUACGUCGUCGAUGGGAAUUGCAUCGUUUCUUUCGGAAGAGAUCUCGAGGAGACCAAGACACUGGUUGACGAGCUGGGCAAUGACAGCGACGUCGUAUCAAGCUUCGUUUUCUUGUCGGAGUUCCAGUCGUUAUGCAUCGGAAAGAAAUCUGGUGAUAUACUGAUGUACGAUGUCAAUAAAUGCAAGGCACAAGCUGUUGGCAGCGUUACGGGUGGCAUUUUGGCCAUGCAAUGGAGUCCAGAUUAUGAGCUCGUCGUUGUUAUUUCAGGUGAAGACAAGGUGUUGCUUAUGACGAAGGAAUUUGACGUGAUCUCAGGAAAAAGACCUCCAUUCUGAAGAAUUUGGUGAAUGUGUUCCUAUCACUGCUGGCUGGGGCUCCAAAGAAACUCAGUUUCAUGGAUCUGAAGGGAAACAAGCUGCCAAGGUGGAGGAGAAGCCUCCUGAGCCUGCCUUCUGGUGGGACGACAAGUGUUCUCGUGUCUCAUGGCGCGGGGAUGGCCAGUACUUUGUCACUUCUUGCAUCAACCCUACUGUGGGAAAUCGUAAGUUGAGGUUAUGGAGCCGAGAUGGCACACUGCAGUACACAGGCGCAGACAUGAAUGGCCUGGAACAAGCCCUUGGUUGGAAGCCUUCAGGCAGUGUGAUUGCUUCAAGCCAGCGUCUACCGAACAAGCACAUGAUUGUCUUUUUUGAGAAGAAUGGUUUAAAUCAUGGAGGUUUCCAGCUGCCCUUUAGAUCUAAUGAAUUCAAGGUGAAGGAGGUAUCCUGGAGUCCAGACUCUACCAUACUGGCUGUGGUUGGGUCAAUGUUUCCGUCCAAUGAAUCAUCACUGCCUCCCAAAGAACUAGUGCUGCUGUACAGCAUGAAGAACUAUCAUUGGUAUCUGAAGCAGACGUUGCAGUUCAGCAUGGGUGAACUCGGGAAACUUGCUGAUCUUCACUGGGAUGAGGGAAACAUGCUUAGUCUGCAUGUGCUGUCUCUUGACGGGCAGUACUGGCAUUACGCAUGGUCUUGGGCUGUGCACAGGAGCCACUGUGGGACACAGGAGAGCACUGCCAACGUGACUGUCAUCGAUGGAGAUACUGUUCUGGCAACUCUCUUCAAGGUGGCUGUUGUACCCCCACCAAUGUGUAGCUUCAGAGUCAAGACAGCUGCAUCUGUCAAUGACGUGGCAUUUGGAAUUGGGCAGCAUGAGAAUGAUUUUGCCAUUGUUCUUCAGGACGAAAACAGCCUCGUGUUCGUGCUCAGCAGUCCAGGAGAUUUUGUGAAGCCACCCAGCAGCAGCUGCACACUGCAGCUUGAAGGUGCAGGUGGAGAAAAUGGCUUUGAGGUUACAUCGAGUAUACCUGAAUGCUAUGGGCCAUACAGAAUAAAACAUGACGGAAUUCAAAUACCUGAGCAUGCUAUGAGCCUGCACCACUGGACAUGGGCCUCCAAAGAUUAUCUGUUGUGUGUGUGUACCAGUGAGGAAUCCCACCAGCUGCUGCGAGUGGAUAUCAAACAUGGACAAGAAACGCAUCUCGUUGCAAA